CAAGGAUCACAUGUAAGAAGGGAGGAAGUUCCAGGAUCUACUAUGUGCCGUCGCAUCAUGAUAGGGAUUAUUUGGAAUAAUCACGACGAGUUGCGUAAACUGAAUGGACAUUGGCUGCAGAUAAACUGGUUGAGCACUCAUCUGCACGAUGGCUGACUGGGACUACGACUAUCUGAUCAAGCUGCUGGCGCUCGGCGACUCUGGGGUGGGGAAGACCACCUUCCUCUACCGGUACACCGACGACAAGUUCAACCGCAAGUUCACAACCACGGUGGGCAUCGACUUCAAGGAAAAGAGAGUGAUAUACACAGGGACGGGUGCUGAUGGGACGACUGAGAGGAACUUCAAAGUCCACCUUCAGCUCUGGGACACAGCAGGACAAGAAAGAUUCCGCAGCCUCACAACAGCUUUCUUCCGAGACGCCAUGGGCUUCCUGCUGAUGUUUGACUUGACCAAUCAGCAAAGUUUCCUCAACGUCAGGAACUGGAUGAGUCAGCUACAGGCCAACGCGUACUGUGAUAGUCCAGACAUCGUGCUGGUGGGCACCAAGGCCGACCAGCUUGAUUUACGGGACGUUCAUGCCAGACAGGCCAGAGAGCUGGCCGACAGAUACGGCAUCCCCUACUUUGAGACGAGUGCAGUGACGGGUGCUGACGUGGACCAGGCGGUGACCACCCUGCUGGGCCUGGUGAUGAAGAGGAUGGAGCAGAGCACGUACGUGGGCCCCAGCGCUCAACCCAACGGGGGCCUCGCCCUCAGCCACGAUGUGCAGGGGGCUCGUGUCAGGAGGACGUGUGCUUGUUGA
Messenger RNA from Pleuronectes platessa (European plaice), 805 nucleotides. Its product is annotated as ras-related protein Rab-27B. NCBI's taxonomy places the organism in Eukaryota, Metazoa, Chordata, Actinopteri, Pleuronectiformes, Pleuronectidae. Gene Ontology annotation, molecular function: GTP binding; GTPase activity. Gene Ontology annotation, biological process: melanosome transport; positive regulation of exocytosis. The coding region runs from base 149 to 805 and encodes 218 amino acids. The transcript is spliced from 6 exons. The record is from RefSeq and is a predicted model, not a curated record. Gene Ontology annotation, cellular component: secretory granule; melanosome.